This is a messenger RNA of Exophiala oligosperma, 1539 nucleotides long. RefSeq lists its product as uncharacterized. The record is from RefSeq and is a predicted model, not a curated record. NCBI's taxonomy places the organism in Eukaryota, Fungi, Ascomycota, Eurotiomycetes, Chaetothyriales, Herpotrichiellaceae. Bases 91 to 1470 code for a protein of 459 amino acids. The transcript has a single exon.
CUCUUAUUAAAGAAAACAUAGAGCCUUUUGAGGGCAUCAAACACAAUAUACCCUCUCGGGGCGGAGCGAGACUCGGGGAAGGAAAGAGAAAUGUCCACCGUGAACGCGGAAGCGGAUUCCCAAGAGAAAGUGCCUGCGCAGCCGUCGGCCAACAACACAUCGUCAUCAUCACCAUCAUCUCCGGCUGCCGAAGCGUCUCGAUAUCUAAUUAAACGACCCAAGGCGCUACAAUGGUUUCACAACGGCACUCUCGAACGAGAAUCAGAAGAGGAACGGCAAGCUGGCCGCUUCGAAUUAUUUCUCGACCUGCUGUACGUGGCGCUCGUGGCCAAUUUCACCGAGAACCUGGUCGAACACCCUUCCGGUGCUGGACUGGUCAAGUAUCUUUUGAUCUUCGCGCCGGCGUGGCACGUCUGGAGCGACCUCCGCGAAAUCAUGAACUCGUACUACACCGAUGAUCUGGUCCAACGCGGUGUGAUACUCUGGGUUAUGGCCCUGCUGGUUCUGUACGGUAACAACGCGACGCUCGUAGCCGAAGAUAUUGGCGCCAUGAGGACCGCCGUGGGGGCUUUCAUGACGGCUCGGGUGACCGUGGCGUCUGUCUAUGUGAUUUCGUCGUUUGCGAGUUUCCAGCAUCGCGCCCAAGCGAGGGUCAUGGCCGCAUUCAUCCUGCUGGGUCUUUUGAUCUGGAUCCCACUGUACUUUGAGAGUGUCAGCAUAAGAGCCAAAAUUGCUGUCGCGGUAGUGGCAAUCGUCUACCAGGAGAUCGCAUGGAUUCUCACCUUCGGCACGUGGAUGAAGCGAUACCUGCGCCUCGAGUACAGUACCGCUGUGGACAUUUCCCACGAGAUCGACCGACUCGCCGCCUUCUACAUCAUCAUUCUAGGCGAAUAUCUGUACAGUAUUGUCGUCGGGGACCCUGCUGCGGUCGGACUCAACCUCGGCCUCUUGAAAGCGGUGUGGACUCUGAUCAUUGCAUUUUGCUUGAAUUGGUUAUACCUCAAUGGCGACGGCGGCGUGGACAGCAUACACCCGAUCAGGCGAUCCGUCGUCACGGCUUUCAUGUUUUUCAGUCUCCAUAUGCCCCUUGCUGCGUCGUUGCUGGUCGGGGGGCACGUCUGUGCGGUCAGCGCUGGACAGGAAGAGCUCAGCAAGGGUGAGCGUUGGCUGUUGGGUGGUGGGCUAGGCGUGGGCAUGUUUUGCCUCUGGAUCAUGGCCGUCUUGUUCCGUGGACAAGGCUCCCAUGAACUGAUCAUGCCCAAAAUGCUCAGAACAGGGAUGAGAUUGGUUGUCGCCAUCAUCUUGGUGCUAUUGCCAUUGGCCCAUGAAGAUCAUUUCAACCCAGUCCAACUCCUUAGUACAGCCAUGGGACUGAUCGUGUUCGUGACCAUCUGGGAGACAGUUGGAGGGCUUAUGAAGGGAGCGAGAGUGUAUGAGAAAUGGGACGCGAGGAAUCAACCACGGCUUUGAGUAUGAACUAUACCUCUGUAAGUCCUGGAAACAAACCAAGCACAUGCAUAGGUUUGUCUACAUCUGGUG